Messenger RNA from Sebastes umbrosus (honeycomb rockfish), 1759 nucleotides. It is a transcript of the gene uchl1, whose product is annotated as ubiquitin carboxyl-terminal esterase L1 (ubiquitin thiolesterase). The transcript has 9 exons. Bases 113 to 775 code for a protein of 220 amino acids. Lineage: Eukaryota; Metazoa; Chordata; Actinopteri; Perciformes; Sebastidae. Gene Ontology annotation, cellular component: cytoplasm. Gene Ontology annotation, biological process: ubiquitin-dependent protein catabolic process; protein deubiquitination. The record is from RefSeq and is a predicted model, not a curated record. Gene Ontology annotation, molecular function: cysteine-type deubiquitinase activity.
GCAGCAUAAAAUCCGGGUACACUCUGUGACUCCAACUGACAGCAGCAGAACCCGACACACGCGCACACACACACAGAGACGCACUGUACAAACCGCCGUCAACAGUUUAAUCAUGGAGUGGACCCCGAUGGAGAUCAACCCAGAGAUGCUGAACAAGAUGAUGAGCAAGCUAGGCGUGGGUGAAAGCUGGCGCUUCGUGGAUGUGCUGGGGCUGGAGGGGGAGCAACUCUCCGCCGUCCCAAAACCAUGCUGUGCCUUGAUGCUGCUCUUCCCACUGACACAACAGCAUGAGUCUUUCAGAAAGCAGCAGACAGACAAGGUUACCGGAGGCUCUGAGGUUUAUUUCCUGAAGCAGACAGCGGUCAAUUCCUGUGGCACCAUCGCCCUGGUGCAUGCUGUGGCCAACAACAAAAGCAAACUGACAUUUGAGAGUGACUCUGCCCUGAAGAAGUUUCUAGAUGAGACUGCAAACAUGUCUGCUGAUGACCGUGCCAAACAUCUGGAGAAGAACAAGGCAAUCUAUGAGGCUCACAAUGAGGUUGCAGUGCAGGGCCAGUGUAGGCCCGAAGCCGACAAAGUCAACUUCCACUUUAUUGCCUUUGUCAAUGAAAAUGGAAAACUUUAUGAAUUUGAUGGGAGAAUGGAUGGACCAGUGAAGCACGGAGCUACCAAAGAUGAGUCAUUCGUAAUGGAUGCAUCCAAAGUGUGCCGUGGUUUCAUGGAGAGAGAGCAAGGCGAGGUCCGUUUCUCUGCGGUGGCUCUUUGUCGCAGCUAGAUGUUCGGUAGGACACACAACCAAAUUGUAAACCAAAAUGUCCUGGAAGCAUUCACAUCGCAAACACAAUCAGCAGGCACCCAGAACAACCUGUGAACACACACAUCUGCAGACACUAUGCACUAUGAAGCACAUAUUGUUGCCACACACUGUACUUUCAUCUCAUGAACAAAGCACACAUGUGCACAUAAACACAAACACACUGUCAAAACCCUUUUUUGUUCUGCUGACACUAACUUAUACAAGCUUGUUCAAAACUGUUUUCUGUGAUAUCAUUCAGCAAUGGGAAUUGUAAAACAUGAGGUCAGAGCUCACCACUGCUUAUGUGUAUUUGUCUUUUUUUUUUGCAACUGUUUUUGUAUGUAAUCAUCUAAAACUGAUACUUAAAUACCUUUUGUGCCAAUAACUAGAAUAAAGAAGAGUGAGAAGGAAAAGGCAGCACACUUGUGUGGAGAAACAUUUUGCCUGUUUUUCCGAAUGCCUUCAGUUGCUGUGUGGUUGAGUUUAUAAGGAUCUGACAUUCCUCAGAACAGCCCAAAUGUAUCCGUAGGAAUAAUUUAACCAUUGUUCGAAUGCACGCAACCUUUUGAGUGGUGUUCUUGGGAGACAAUUCUCCCAUUUUCUUUGAGAAGUUUGAAUCUACAGUGCAAAAUGGUAGUGGUGGAUUGCAGUAGUUUGUUUUCAGAACUGAUUUGUGUUUUCACUUUAUUUGAAAAUGGAUUUUCACUUAAUCUACAAAUAGUCAAAUGCACCAAUAGUGUACAAGUUUAACACAGAAAAUACAAAACUUCCAAACACGAUAGGGACCAUUAAAAUAAAGUGCUGCUCUAUGUUGGGUUGUUGUCGUGCAGUGCAGGGGUGAUAGUACUGUAUGUCUAGGCUGUGCACCAAUUGUUUACCUUUCUGCACUUUCCUAAUACUAUGUUGCUGUAGUUCUGUUAGUGAUGCAGCUGUGGGAGUUCAAUAAAGCAACCAUUAGACUUA